This is a messenger RNA of Tetrahymena thermophila SB210, 5445 nucleotides long. RefSeq names its product transmembrane protein, putative. The transcript has 13 exons. The record is from RefSeq and is a predicted model, not a curated record. NCBI's taxonomy places the organism in Eukaryota, Ciliophora, Oligohymenophorea, Hymenostomatida, Tetrahymenidae.
AUGUUAUAAUAACAAGAUGGCUAAAAUUCGAGAAACACAACAGAGUGCUCUUGUAAAGAUUUAAGUUAAAUUCUAAAAAAUAUUGAUAAUAAUUAAGCUUUUGAAGUUAGAAAAAAACUUAUUCAUUUAUAUCUUAAUGAGAAUUAUCUAGACAGUAAACUUAAAUUCUCAGAAAACAUAUGCUCAACAUUUUAUUUCCUUGCUUAUUAAGUAGAAAUAAGUGAAUCUCCAAUGAAUGCACUUAUUUUACUCAUAGAAUAUGAAAUGAUACAUUAAAAGAAACUUUCUUUACACUAUUAAAUGAUUUUAGCUGACUUAAAAAUGAAAGCACAAAUUAGGUUUGAUAAUUAGCAAAAACUAAGAAAUAUUUUAAAAAGUAAUUUGCUUGAUGGAAUUAAAUAUGAUUUUUUACUUUAAAAUAUUGACUAAAACCUUUUUAAAUGUUUAAAUUAGCUCAAAUAUAUUAACAACUAUUUGAGCAAUGACUUUAUUGAUUUAUACAACCUUCAUUAAAAGAGUGCACGUCUUGUGCAUGAUAUUGAAGAACUUGAGAAAUAUUUUUUAUAUGUAUAUUAAAUUAAUCCAAAUAGCUCUUAGUUACAAUACUACUUAAAUGCCUACACUCAUAUUUUCGAUUUAAGAAUAUGCAAUAUACAGAAUAUUAUAAAAAGUUAAUAGCUAUUUAAUGUUAUGUAAUUUUCUGAACUAGACCUAAAUAUCUGUGAUUAAAGAAACUGUAUCUUAUUUGUUUCUCUUCUUUAAUAAAUUGGACAAGUUAAAUUAGUAACUAGGAAUUCAGAAAAAAUCAUAGGCAAGCCUCCAUCUGAAUUGGUACAUUAAAGCAUUAACUUAAUUAUUCCUUCUUUCAUAGCUAAGUUUCAUGACUAAAUAAUAAAAAAUGUUAUAAAAAAUGGCUUUCUAUUAGGCUCAAAAGAUGCAAAUUUUAAAGAAUAAAAUCGUUACUAAUUUUUUGCAAAGGAUAGCAAAAACUACAUAUUUCCUAUUGUACUUUAAUUAAAGCUUUAAAUUUUUGGAAAAUGCAAGGAUUUUGGAGUAUCUGCCAUCAUAUAAAGAGUAAAUAAUUAAUCUAAUUAAUACAUCCUUAUUGAUUAAAAAUACUCUUUGAGAGGCAAAACAUUCACGAUACAAAAUAUAACAAAAACACUUUACAAAAUAUGCUUCAAAUAGGUAUUAGGCGAUAACUAAAGUAAGUUAUAAGGUUUAGACAUUAAUAAGCUAAUACCACUAAUGGAAGUUUUAAACUAAGAAGACAAAGAUCGAAAUAAAAUAGGGACAAUUAUGCUUUAUCCAAAAACUGCAAAUCACUGUAAUAUAUUUAAAAAAAACAACAAAAUGCUAAAGAAUGGCAAAGAUAUAGGAUGGUUUUUUAUGUUUGCUUUAGCUUCUAAUUGUGGUAUACUAGAUAUCGACAUAAAUUUGAAGAUCCGCAAAACAUAAAUUGGAGAAAUUUAUAAAGAAAUAGAAAUAACAAGGAUAAAAAAAAUAUACAAACCAGGAGAAAGAUUAACAAGUAUGUCAACUUUAAAACAAUAACUAAGUUCAAAAAUGGGUGUAUCUAUUUUUAUUGGAGGGGCAUAACUAAAAAAAACUUUUGAGAUUAUUGAGCAGGGCGAAUAAGGGCAACACAGUCAGUCAUCGUUUAGAAAAUUUUAAAGGCUUGCAAAAGAAACAAAACUUAUGGACAGUAAAGAAGGCUCUUAGUAAAAUUUCAUUGUAAAUAAAUCUCUGUUACCAAACAAAACGAAAAUACAUGAAGAUGAAUAUCAAACUACAAGCAGCGAUGAAAAAUUUGAAAUUGAAGACCCUAUUUAAUUUUUAAUGAAGUCUAAUCCAUCUAUUAAAGAUGCAUAAACGUUUAACAGUAGCUCAAGGUUAUCUUUUCAAAAUAAUAAAAAAGUAGAAUUUUAUUUAGAUAAAGAAAAAAGAAAUUCAAAUUAAUAUUAAAAAAACGAUUAAAGUUAAUAAUAUGAUAAAAAAGUCAGUUUAAAUAGUCAUUAAAAUCAAUUUAGCCUAAAUAAAUUCGAAACAGCAAAUUCAUAAAAAAGUGAUAAAUUUUAAUCAAAAGAUUAAAUUUAAGAAAUAGAUAGUAAGGAAUCUUUUGAUGAAUAAGUAUCAAUUAAAAGCUAAAAACCAGCAGAUAUGAGAAAAACCUUAAUAAAUAAUUCACUAAGGCUCAUAUAAUAGUUUAGUUGUUUAGAUAACUAAGAAUAGUAGUUAUCGAAUUUUCAUUAAGAGAAUUUCAAAGAAUCAGAUCAACAAAGUGAGACAUUUAGAAAAAAUCAAUCGUUUAAUUAUUGUUCUCAUUCUUUUAUUGCUAAUUCAAAAAGACACACACAUCACGAUUUAGAGUUAGAAGAGCAAAUAAAUUCUUUAAGCUUAAAAAAAUAAAUUUCUAAUGCUACCUAGGAAAAUUUAUAAUAGUUAAACUAAAUUAAUGAUGAAGUUGAUGUUUAACCUUUAAAUUUAAAUAAUAAAAAAUUUAAUCAAUAAUAAGAAAACUCAAGCAAACAAAAAUAAAACUAGGAAACACUUUAGGAAAUUAAAUAACCUACCGUAACAGUCAUAAAUGAUGAUUUUUAGGUUAUAGAGUCAACUAAAUUUUAGUCUAGGGGGGAAUUAGAUCGGAUUUAAACAUUUAAUCCUGAAAAUAAUUCGAAAUUAAACAACAAUUAAAACUAAUUCAUUUAGGACUCUGAUAGGAUUCUUACAUUUUAAACUAGAGCUGAUGAUGAAAAAUAAAAAUCAAAGUCCAUGAAAUAAUUAAAUAAAUAAGAAAUAUAAAUUGACAAAAAUAAAUCUAAUAAAAUGAAUAGUGUUUCUAUAUAAAAUACUGAAUAAAAUUAAGACAAAUAAAGGGUAACGAAUUCAUCUUUAAGUUCAAUACAAAAAAUUUAACUUAAUUCUGACAAUAAAAAUGUUUUAUAAUAAGCGAAUUAUACUGAAGAGUUAAGCUCUCCAUUUAAAAAUAACUAAGUUUAAGAAUAUUCUGAAAGAAUUAUGUCUUAUUAAACUGUAAGUGACAAUUAAACUUAAAUAUCAGGUCAUUAAAUAGAUAAAAAUAUUUCAGAAAUCGGUUCUUAGUUUAAAAUUCAAUAAAAUAAAUUUAAUUCAAAUAGAAAUAUCAGUGAGCUAAAUAAUGAGAUUUAAAAUAUUGAAUUUAAUAAAAAAGAUAGUAACUUUAUUGAAAAAGAACAAAUAGAACACAAUUAAAAUAAAGAUACUUUACAUAAAUUGUAAAGUUCAAACAGUGAUGAUGAUGAUUCGUCUAGCUAAGAAAGUAUUUCUAAUGAAGAAUAAUAAGCUGAAUUUAGAGAAGAUAGUAUUAUAUAAACUUUCAAUGUUUUAGAUUACAUUUAAUAUAAAGAGGGUCUUUAAAACAAAAACCAAAAUUUAAAUAUUUUUUAAAACAUUUCAGCUUUAGAAAAAAAUAUUCAAAAUUAAAGUUAAGAAAAUUUAAAUCAUUAGUAAUCUGAAGCUUAAAAAUAAGAAUAAAUCAAAAGUAGUGAACAAAUUUAAUCUAAUUCUAAAAUGUCAGUAAAAACUGAGAGCAAUAAAACUUUAAAUAAAGAGGAAUAUGCUUAAGAGUAGCACAAAAUAUAAUAAGACUAUGAAAAAGAAUAAGCUAAUAAUAGUAAACAACCUUCAAUCAGUAGCUUUAAAUAGAUUCAAUAAAAAAAAAGAUCCUUUAAAUCAAUUUAAACAUUUAAUCCUGAUAUUGAUAAUGAGAGAGAUAAAAGUGAAAGCCACUUAAUAAAUGACAUUUAAUCUGAGAUAUAAUAUCAUAAAACAAUAGAUUAGUUUAAAACGUAUGAUGCAAUUGAUUCUUAAUAUAUAAAAAGCAACACAAGAAAAUUAUCAAGUGACACUUAAUCUAACUUUUAGUUUAAUUAAAAUCAGCAAAAUAACCGUUUCUCUUUAUUGAGUUAAAAUGUUUAAAAUCAUGAAAAGAUAAUUAAAUUAUAACAAGUAUAAAUGGAAUAAAUUGAUAAAAUUGAAGAAAUUUAAAUAUAAAGUGAAUAAUUAGAUAAAUCUAAUUAAAUAAGCUCUGAAAAUAACAUUACUUAAUAAUCAAAUGAGAUAUCGAAUAAUAAACUUGAUAACUCUGAAAAUUUAGAUGACCAUUACGAUGAAAAAGAAAAUUAAGAAAUUGAAGAAGAGCUAAAUGAACAUGUUAAAACUUUUUACCAAGAAAACUCAUACCAUGAAGCUGGAUCAUAAACAGACACAUUUAAAGAAAAGGACAAUGAUUUAAAAAGCUCUAAAGUAUCUUAGAAGAAAUUUAUAACCAAAGAGCAAGAUAAAAUUCGAAAGCAAUCUAUAAGAAUGCUAUUUUAAGUACAAAAAAAGAAUUACGUCCUUCCAAAAAAAAAUAUGGAUAUUACAAACCCAGAUUUAAAUACUGAAGACGCUAAAUCUUAUGACUAAGAUAGUGCUUAGAUUGAUGUAAACGAGGUAUCUCAUGAAAACUUAGACGAAGAUAUUAACAAAAAUGUGAGAAUAUUAAGUAAUAUAAAUAGCUAAGAAAACAAUAACGAUCUAGAAAAUAGAAGAAGAAGCUUACUGCAUGAGCAUGAAGAUAAUUUUUUAAAUUAAGGGUUAGAUACCUAUAAUAGAAAAUAAAAUAAAAUUUCAAAAUUUAUAUUUUAAAAAAAUAUAACUGUUUCUUAAAAUAUAAGUAAAAUCGGCUACUUAGCUUUUUUUCUCCUUUUUUUCUUCACUCUAUUUGUAUUCUUUUCUCUUUUAGUACAGCAAUAGUCUAUUUAAGAUAUCAUACCAUACUUGAGCUUUGGUCCAAAUAUAUUGUAUGAGCUAAGCUAAGUAAUUAUGUUAAAAGAAUUCCAAUACCUAAGCUAGUAUAUGAAUCCAAGCAAUUAACAAAUAUAUGAUUAGAACACUUUAACAAACAGGACUUAGACAUAACUUAAUUAAUUUAGAGAAACACUUAAUAACGCAGAAAUAAUUUAAUCAUAAAAUUUACCAAGUCAGUCAAUACUAAAUUUAAAAAUCGACUAUUUUGAUGAAAUAUCAUAAGAAACCCCUUAGUCAGGAAAUAUUAUCUCAGUUUUUGAACACUUGUAUUUAAUUUUAUGGUAGUAUACUAAUUAAAUAAACGGAUUAGAACCUUUAAAAAUAACUCAUCUUAAUUCUUAGUUACUUUUGAACAACACCUAGCAAAUUACUAAUUAUUUUUAUAAUUGGACUCUCUCUUAGUUGGAUUAAACAAAUAUUUAUCUCUAAAUUGGAACAUACUCAAUUAUGGCGAUAUCUGGUUUAAUCAUUUUUGUGAUAGUACCUAUAUACGCUAGAUUGUAGCUUUUAAAAGAAAAAAUUAUGUAAUAAUUUGCUACGUUUUCAUGUGAAUUAAUAAAUAAAAGAAAUAUGCAAAUCGAUGAGAUGCUAAUAGUUUUGAGAAAAGUAAGUUGA